Molecule: messenger RNA, 1176 nt
Organism: Ilex paraguariensis (yerba mate)
Lineage: Eukaryota; Viridiplantae; Streptophyta; Magnoliopsida; Aquifoliales; Aquifoliaceae
Source: the annotation of a GenBank genome assembly
AUGGUUGAGAAUCCCACCGACAUUCUUAACGGCAUAAACGACCUUCCCAAAGCGGAAAGCGGAGUGUGCAAAGGAUGGAUCAUGAAUCCUUCAGAUGACGUGAAAGAGGAGUACCCCGGAUCGAGUUCAUCCCCGUCCAGUGACCCACCGAUGAUGCCACCGCCACUACCGAUGGAGGGGCUUCAUGACCUUGGUCCUCCACCAUUCCUAAACAAAACCUUUGAUAUGGUGGAUGAUCCAACUACUGAUCACAUUGUUUCUUGGAACAGAGGAGGUCAGAGCUUUGUGGUUUGGGACUCAAAUGCCUUCUCCACCAACCUCCUCCCUAGAUUCUUCAAGCACAACAACUUCUCAAGCUUUGUCAGGCAGCUAAAUACUUAUGGCUUCAGAAAGAUUGAUCCAGAGAGAUGGGAGUUUGCCAAUGAAGCAUUUCUAAGAGGUCAGAAGCAUCUUCUGAGGGUUAUUAGGAGACGAAAGGCACCUUCUCAGCCUUUUCCUCCACAGCUAGCUCUUGGUCCUUAUGUUGAACUUGGAAGAUUCGGUUUAGAUGGAGAAGUUGAUCGGCUGAGAAGGGACAAGCAGGUUUUAAUGAUAGAGCUUGUGAAGCUUAGACAGCAGCAACAGAACACCAGAGCUCAACUUCAUGCCAUGGAGCUGAGGCUACAAGGGACAGAGAAAAAGCAGCACCAAAUGAUGAAUUUCUUAGCAAGAGCAAUGCAAAACCCAGCAUUCAUACAACAGUUGGUUCAACAAAAGGAGAGAAGGAAGGAACUUGAAGAAGCCAUUUCUAAGAAAAGGCGGCGGCCGAUUGAUAUAGUGCCUCAAGGUAUUGGAAUAGGAGGUGGAGAGUCUAGCCAAAGUGGCAAAAGAUUAAAUCCUAUUAAGGUCGAACCUCUUGAAUUUGGAGAUCCUUAUGGGUUUCAAGUGACUGAGCUGGACGCACUUGCAUUAGAAAUGCAGGGAUUUGGUAGAACAAGAAGGAAGCCAGAGCCAGAACAUGAAGAACUAGAGCAGUUUGAGAGUGAGGAUAGAGAACUUGAUGAGGGAUUCUGGGAAGAGUUACUGAGUGAGGAGUUUGAUGAAGAACUGGAAAUGACUGGGAACGAAGAAGGCCAAGCGAAAGAUGUGAAUGUCUUGGCUGAUAGGUUGGGGUUCUUGGGUUCAAGCCCGAAAUAG